Molecule: messenger RNA, 1495 nt
Organism: Dimorphilus gyrociliatus
Lineage: Eukaryota; Metazoa; Annelida; Polychaeta; Dinophilidae
Source: the annotation of a GenBank genome assembly
GAUGAAAAAAAAUCCAAUAUAUCCAUUUACAAUAUCAGAGGAGGGUAUUUAUAUUCUAACAUCUUCAACAACUUGGGAUACGGUUAGAAAUUUUAAUCUGUUAAUAGGCCUAAUUAUCUUCUCAGUUCUAAGGGUAUUUUUAAAGACAUCGAAUGGUCUUGACGACUACAUAACAGUAUCGGUAUUGUAUGGUUUAUACUUGGUUAUGCGGCUUAUUUGGUGCAUAGAGGGUAGAACGAUAAUUAUAGAUCACAAUUGUCGUCGAUACGAAUAUUAUAAAGGAGAGAGUUUAAUUUAUAGAGGACACCUUCAUAAUGUAUUUGUUCGAUUAAAAGGAGUUGAAGCUGCUGCCGGAGAAUUCUACUUUAAAGUUACACUCGGAGGUUUUUUGGUAGAAGAAUACGACAUAACAAACUAUUCUGACAAAUGUGAUCAGUUAAAGGUAUUGGCUAGACAAUUAUCCAAAAACCUUGACCUAAAUUUUAUUGAUUAUAAAAAUGUAUCAAGACAACAUAUUAUACGCCAUCUUUGUCCUUAUUUCCUUAAAAGUAUUCGGAAAUCUAUCAGGGAUUAUAGCGAUUAUGAUUAUAUAACACUUAGUGAGCCUAUUAGAAAAAAUGAGUACAAUCUAACUUCCUUUUCUUCAACUUCUAGCGACAUUAGCAAAUGUCAAGGUAACAAGAUGGAUAAAGAUAAAAAUAUAGUUAAUCUUUCCACUAAUGAUAUUAAAUACGAGUCCUUUGAUAAUUUCAUUGAAAAAGAGCCAUUUCCUGAAAUUCUAAAUGAGGGUAAUAACAAUCGAGCGUUUGAAAUGUACGAAUUAAUUGAUAAUGUAGAAGGAAAUAAUGACCAAAGAAUAUAUAAACCUAUUCAUAACGACGAUGACUUAAUUAAAUGUCAAUUAUCUUCCAAUACUUUGACCUAUACGUAUUCUUAUUAUGAAAACGAUCAAUUAGCCAAUCUUCAAUCAGUUAGUACAAUUUCUAUUGGAAAUUUAACAACUAGAACGAAUUCUUCAAUCUUCAAAGAAGAUGAUAUUCUUGAUUAUAGCUUUUCCGACUUCACACAAGCUAUUUCCUCCGAUCUCUCCACCUCUGAAGACAGUAUGAAGUUUGAUUCGUUUUCAGAUGUCAGUUCUUUGUCAACCGACUAUUCAAUGCCGUCAGAAUAUCCUUCUGAAGUGGAGGGUGGGCAACACGAAGUUGAGUAUCACAUGGAUCAACCUUUAGAAAAUCAAACAGGGAAUAGCAUAUCUGAGCCACUUUCACUCCUAGAUAUGGAUUUCACAGAUGAUGACUCGAAAGGAUUCGAUGAACCAGACGGAAUUAUUAAAGAGUGGCUAUCUGACGAUUUGGAAACGGACUCAUUUUCAUCAGGACAAACGUUAGAUUCAUUGACUCAUACUUUAGUUACAACUUAUACAUAUACGUACGAACCUUCAAUUGCGGAUAGUGAAGGAUCGUUGGAUGAUAUAAACGAUAUUGAAGAAUUGUGA